This is a messenger RNA of Acanthosepion pharaonis, 6261 nucleotides long. NCBI's taxonomy places the organism in Eukaryota, Metazoa, Mollusca, Cephalopoda, Sepiida, Sepiidae. The record is from the annotation of a GenBank genome assembly.
AUGUUCUUCUACCUCUUUCUUUUCUUUCAAUAUUCUUCUUACCCUCUUUCUUUUCUUUCAAUAUUCUUCUUAUCCUCUUUCUUUUCUUUCAAUAUUCUUCCUUUUCUUUCUUUUCUUUUUCCACCUCUCUUUCUCUUUCCUUUCAAUAUUCUUCUUCCCCUCUUUCUUUUCUUUCAAUAUUCUUCUUACCCUCUUUCUUUUUCUUUCAAUAUUCUUCUUAUCCUCUUUCUUUCAUUCAAUAUUCUUCCCUUUAUAUUCUUCUUUUCUUUCAAUAUUCUUCUUAUCCUCUUUUCUUUCCAUUCAAAUAUUCUUCUUCUUACUCUCUUUCUUUUCUUUCAAUAUUCUUCUUACCCUCUUUUCUUUCCUUUCAAUAUUCUUCUUAUAUUCUUCUUUCUUUCCUUUCAAUAUUCUUUCUUAUUCUCUUUCUUUUCCUUUCAAUAUUCUUCUUACCCCUCUUUUUUUUUCUUUCAAUAUUCUUCUUACCCUUUUCUUUUCUUUCAAUAUUCUUCUUAUCCUCUUUCUUUUCUUUCAAUAUUCUUCUUACCCCUCUUUCUUUUCUUUCAAUAUUCUUUUCUUAUCCUCUUUUCUUUUCUUUUUCAAUAUUCUUCUUACUCUCUUUCUUUCCUUUCAAUCUUUAUUCUUUACCCUCUUUCUUUUCUUUCAAUAUUCUUCUUACUCUCUUUCUUUUCUUUUCAAUAUUCUUCUUACCCUCUUUCUUUCCUUUCAAUAUUCUUUUUCCCUCUUUCUUUCCUUUUUCAAUAUUCUUCUUACUCUCUUUCUUUUCUUUCAAUAUUCAAUAUUUUCUUAUCCUCUUUCUUUUCUUUCAAUAUUCUUUCUUACCCUCUUUCUUUUCCUUUCAAUAUUCUUAUUACCCUCUUUCUUUUCUUUCAAUAUUCUUCUUACCCUCUUUCUUUUCCUUUCAAUAUUCUUCUUACCCUCUUUCUUUUCUUUCAAUAUUCUUCUUACCCUCUUUCUUUUCUUUCAAUUUUCUUCUUACCCUCUUUCUUUUCUUUCAAUAUUCUUCUUUCUCUUCUUUUCUUUCAAUUCUUCUUCCUCUCUUUCUUUUCUUCCUCUUUCUUUCCUUUCAAUAUUCUCUUCUUUUUCUUUUCUUUCAAUAUUCUUCUUACCCCUUUCUUUCUUUCAAUAUUAUUUUCAAUAUUCUUCUUUCAAUAUUCCUCCUUUCAAUAUUCUUCUUCUUUCUUUUCUUUCAAUAUUCUUCUUAUCCUCUUUCUUUUCUUUCAAUAUUCUUUUCCCUCUUUCUUUCUUUUCUUUCAAUAUUCUUCUUACCCUCUUUCUUUCCUUUCAAUAUUCUUCUUACCCUCUUUCUUUUCUUUCAAUAUUCUUCUUACCUUUCUUUUCUUUCAAUAUUCUUCUUACCCUCUUUCUUUUCUUUCAAUAUUCUUCUUACUCUCUUUCUUUCCUUUCAAUAUUCUUCUUACCCUCUUUCUUUCCUUUCAAUAUUCUUCUUACCCUCUUUCUUUCCUUUCAAUAUUCUUCUUACCCUCUUUCUUUUCUUUCAAUAUUCUUCUUACCCUCUUUCUUUUCUUUCAAUAUUCUUCUUACCCUCUUUCUUUUCUCUCAAUAUUCUUCUUAUCCUCUUUCUUUUCUUUCAAUAUUCUUCUUACUCUCUUUCUUUUCUUUCAAUAUUCUUCUUACCCUCUUUCUUUCCUUUCAAUAUUCUUCUUACCCUCUUUUUUUUCUUUCAAUAUUCUUCUUACCCUCUUUCUUUUCUCUCAAUAUUCUUCUUUCUUUUCUUUCAAUAUUCUUUUCUUUUUCUUUCAAUAUUCUUCUUACCCUCUUUUCUUUCCUUUCAAUAUUCUUCUUUACCCUCUUUUCCUUUUCUUUCAAUAUUCUUCUUACUCUCUUUCUUUCCUUUCAAUAUUCUUCUUACCCUCUUUCUUUCCUUUCAAUAUUCUUCUUACCCUCUUUCUUUUCUUUCAAUAUCCUUCUUACUCUCUUUCUUUUCUUUCAAUAUUCUUCUUACCCUCUUUCUUUUCUCUCAAUAUUCUUCUUGUCCUCUUUCUUUUCUUUCAAUAUUCUUCUUACCCUCUUUCUUUCCUUUCAAUAUUCUUCACCCUUUUUCUUUCUUUUUUUAUUCUUCUUAUCCUCUUUUUUUCUCUUAUUCUUCUUACCCUCUUUCUUUUCUUUCAAUAUUCUUCUUACCCUCUUUCUUUUUUUUCAAUAUUCUUCUUACCCCCUCUUUUCUUUUCUUUUCAAUAUUCUUCUUAUCUCUUUCUUUUCUUUCAAUAUUCUUCUUACCCUCUUUCUUUUCCUUUCAAUAUUCUUCUUACCCUCUUUCUUUCCUUUCAAUAUUCUUCUUACUCUCUUUCUUUUCCUUUUCAAUAUUCUUCUUACCCUCUUUCUUUUCUUUUCAAUCCUCUUUCUUUCUUUCAAUAUUCUUCCCCUUUUUUUUCCUUUCAAUAUUCUUCUUACCCUCUUUCUUUUCCUUUCAAUAUUCUUCUUACCCCUCUUUUCUUUCCUUUUCAAUAUUCUUCUUACCCUCUUUCUUUCCUUUCAAUAUUCUUCUUACCCUCUUUCUUUUCCUUUCAAUAUUCUUCUUACCCUCUUUCUUUCCUUUCAAUAUUCUUCUUACCUCUUUCUUUUUCUUUCUUUCCUUUCAAUAUUCUUCUUAUUCUUCUUCUUUUCUUUUCUUUCAAUAUUCUUCUUACCUCUUUUCUUUCCUUUUUCAAUAUUCUUCCUACCCUCUUUCUUUCCUUUCAAUAUUCUUCUUACCCUCUUUCUUUCCUUUUUCAAUAUUCUUCUUACCUCUUUCUUUCCUUUUCAAUAUUCUUCUUACCCUCUUUCUUUCCUUUCAAUAUUCUUCUUACCCUCUUUCUUUUCUUUCAAUAUUCUUUUUACCCUCUUUCUUUUCUUUCAAUAUUCUUUUUACCCCUUUCUUUCUUUUCUUUCAAUAUUCUUUCUAACCCUCUUUCUUUCUUUCAAUAUUCUUCUUACCCUCUUUCUUUUCCUUUCAAUAUUCUUCUUACCCUCUUUCUUUUUCUUUCAAUAUUCUUCUUUUCUCUCUUUCUUUCCUUUCAAUAUUCUUCUUACCCUCUUUCUUUCCUUUCAAUAUUCUUCUUCUUUCCCUUUCUUUCUUUCCUUUCAAUAUUCUUCUUACCUCUUUCUUUCCUUUCAAUAUUCUUCUUACCCUCUUUCUUUCCUUUCAAUAUUCUUCUCUUUCCUCUUUCUUUCCUUUUCAAUAUUCUUCUUACCUCUUUCUUUCCUUUCAAUAUUCUUCUUACCCUCUUUCUUUCUUUUUCAAUAUUCUUCUUACCCUCUUUCUUUUCUUUCAAUAUUCUUCUUAUCCUCUUUCUUUUCUUUCAAUAUUCUUCUUUUCCUUUCAAUAUUUUCUUUUCUUUCAAUAUUCUUCUUACCCUCUUUCUUUUCUUUCAAUAUUCUUCUUACCCUCUUUUCUUUCUUUUUCAAUAUUCUUCUUCCCUCUUUCUUUCCUUUCAAUAUUCUUCUUACCUCUCUUUCUUUCAAUAUUUUCUUACCCUCUUUCUUUUCUUACUUCCUCUUUCUUUCCUUUCAAUAUUCUUCUACCCCUUUUCUUUCCUUUCAAUAUUCUUCUUACCUCUUUCUUUCCUUUCAAUAUUCUUCUUACCCUCUUUCUUUCCUUUCAAUAUUCUUCUUUCUACCCUCUUUUCUUUUUUCUUUCAAUAUUCUUCUUAUCUCUUUCUUUUCUUUCAAUAUUCUUCUUACUCUCUUUCUUUCUUUCAAUAUUCUUCUUACCCUCUUUCUUUCCUUUCAAUAUUCUUCUUACCUCUUUCUCCUUUCAAUAUUCUUUUUACCCUCUUUCUUUCCUUUCAAUAUUCUUCUUACCCCUCUUUCUUUUCUUUUCAAUAUUCUUCUUACCCUCUUUCUUUUCUCUCAAUAUUCUUCUUACCCUCUUUCUUUUCCUUUCAAUAUUCUUCUUUCUUUCCUCUUUUUCUUUCCUUUCAAUAUUCUUCUUUACCCUCUUUCUUUCCUUUCAAUAUUCUUCUUACCCUCUUUCUUUCCUUUUCAAUAUUCUUCCUCUUUCUUUCCUUUUCAAUAUUCUUCUUACCUCUUUCUUUUUCCUUUCAAUAUUCUUCUUACCCUCUUUCUUUCCUUUCAAUAUUCUUCUUACCCUCUUUCUUUUCUUUCAAUAUUCUUCUUACCCUCUUUCUUUUCCUUUCAAUAUUCUUCUUACCUCUUUCUUUCCUUUCAAUAUUCUUCUUACCCUCUUUCUUUCCUUUCAAUAUUCUUCUUACCCUCUUUCUUUCCUUUCAAUAUUCUUCUUACCCUCUUUCUUUCCUUUCAAUAUUCUUCUUACCCUCUCUUUCUUUCCUUUCAAUAUUCUUCUUACCCUCUUUCUUUUCUUUUCAAUAUUCUUCUUACCCUCUUUCUUUCCUUUUCAAUAUUCUUCUUACCCUCUUUUUUUUCUUUUCAAUAUUCUUCUUACCCUCUCUUUUCUUUUCCUUUCAAUAUUCUUCUUACCCUCUUUCUUUCCUUUCAAUAUUCUUCUUACCCUCUUUCUUUUCUUUCAAUAUUCUUCUUACCCUCUUUCUUUCCUUUCAAUAUUCUUCUUACCCUCUUUCUUUCCUUUCAAUAUUCUUCUUACCCUCUUUCUUUUCUUUCAAUAUUCUUCUUACCCUCUUUCUUUCCAUUCAAUAUUCUUCUUACACUCUUUCUUUCCUUUCAAUAUUCUUCUUACCCUCUUUCUUUUCUUUCAAUAUUCUUCUUACCCUCUUUCUUUUCUUUUCAAUAUUCUUCUUACCCUCUUUCUUUUUCUUUCAAUAUUCUUCUUACCCCUCUUUUUUUCUUGCCCUCUUUCUUUCCUUUCAAUAUUCUUCUUACCCUCUUUCUUUUCUUUCAAUAUUCUUCUUACCCUCUUUCUUUUCCUUUCAAUAUUCUUCUUACCUCUUUCUUUUUCUUUCAAUAUUCUUCUUACCCUCUUUCUUUUCCUUUCAAUAUUCUUCUUACCCUCUUUCUUUUCUUUCAAUAUUCUUCUUGCCCUCUUUCUUUCCUUUUCAAUAUUCUUCUUACCCUAUUUCUUUUCUUUCAAUAUUCUUCUUACCCUCUUUCUUUUCUCUCAAUAUUCUUCUUACCCUCUUUCUUUCCUUUCAAUAUUCUUCUUACCCUCUUUCUUUUCUUUCAAUAUUCUUCUUACCCUCUUUCUUUUUCUAUUCAAUAUUCUUUUUCUUACCCUCUUUCUUUUCUUUUCACUAUUCUUCUUACCCUCUUUCUUUUCUUUCAAUAUUCUUCUUACCCUCUUUCUUUUCUUUCAAUAUUCUUCUUACCUCUUUCUUUCCUUUCAAUAUUCUUCUUACCCUCUUUUCUUUUCUUUUCUUUCAAUAUUCUUCUUACCCUCUUUCUUUUCUUUUCAAUAUUCUUUCAAUAUUCUUCUUAGCCUCUUUUUUUUUUCUUUUUCAAUAUUCUUCUUACCCUCUUUCUUUCCUUUCAAUAUUCUUCUUACCCUCUUUCUUUUCUUUCAAUAUUCUUCUUACCCUCUUUCUUUUCUUUCAAUAUUCUUCUUACCCUCUUUCUUUUCUUUCAAUAUUCUUCUUACCCUCUUUCUUUUCUUUCAAUAUUCUUCUUACCCUCUUUCUUUUCUUUCAAUAUUCUUCUUUAUCCUCUUUCUUUCUCUCAAUAUUCUUCUUACCCUCUUUCUUUUCUUUCAAUCUUCUUCUUACCCUCUUUCUUACCCUCUUUCAAUAUUCUUCUUUCCCCUCUUUCUUUUCUUUCAAUAUUCUUCUUACCCUCUUUCUUUUCUCUCAAUAUUCUUCUUUCCCUCUUUCUUUUCUCUUUCUUUUCUUUCUUCUUACCCUCUUUCUUUCCUUUCAAUAUUCUUCUUACCCUCUUUCUUUUCUUUUCAAUAUUCUUCUUACCCUCUUUCUUUUCUCUCAAUAUUCUUCUUACCCUCUUUCUUUUCUCUCAAUAUUCUUCUUACCUUUUUCUUUCCUUUAUUCCUUACCCAAUAUUCUUCUUACCUUCUUUCUUUUCUUUUUUAUUCUUCUUACCCUCUUUCUUUUCUUUCAAUAUUCUUCUUACUUUCUUUCUUUUCUUCCUCAAUAUUCUUCUUACCCUCUUUUCUUUCCUUUCAAUAUUCUUCUUACCCUCUUCUUUCUUUUCUUACCCUCUUUCUUUAUUCUUCUUUCCCCUCUUUCUUUUCUUUCAAUAUUCUUCUUACCCCUCAAUAUUCUUUCUUUUCUUUUCAAUAUUCUUCUUACCUUUUUUUUUUUUCUCUUCAAUAUUCUUCUUACUCCUCUUUCUUUUUCUUUCAAUAUUCUUUUUCUUUAA